Molecule: messenger RNA, 1035 nt
Organism: Salvia splendens (bonfire salvia)
Lineage: Eukaryota; Viridiplantae; Streptophyta; Magnoliopsida; Lamiales; Lamiaceae
Product: putative B3 domain-containing protein At5g66980
Exons: 3
Coding region: 138-839 (233 amino acids)
Molecular function (GO): DNA binding
Source: RefSeq, a predicted model, not a curated record
CCCCAUCUCUAUUUCCUUACUCACUUAUUCCUCCCCAUUGCCUUCACAUUUACACACUGCAACCUUAAGAGUAGAGAGAGAGUGAGAGGAGAAGUCGAGAGCUGUAUUUGAAGAGUUCUUCAAAGAGUAAAACGUCCAUGGAGGGGAAAAAUCCGUCUUUUUACAAGAUCUUGAUGGAGCUCUCUUCCCAUCUCAGAUUGCCUCAAGGCUUCAUGCAAAAGUAUGGCAAAAUGUUGCCAAAACAAGUUGAGCUGAGAGUUUGCAACAAUACAUGGAAUACAUGGAAGGUGGGGAUGAAGAAACAGACUCUGGAUGGAGAGGAUCAUUACUUCUUCGAGAAAGGAUGGACCAAAUUCUGCGAAGACGCGCGGCUUGAAAUCUUCGAGCUGCUCAUCUUUUCCUACAUUGAUAAGUCCACCUUCUUGGUGACUGUGUAUGGAGUCACUGCUUUGGAGAAGACCAUCUUCAGUCCUCCACGCUGCAUUAUUGUGCUCAAGGACUACCGCUGCUAUAAAGUUGUAAGAAUCCCUCCACUCUCCACCUCUGUUUACGAAAGGCAUGAAUCUUUUCUUAAUUUGCAGCAUAUUCCUAAGAAAUUUGCUGAGGCUUGUCGCUUGUUCGACAAGAAGGAGAUAUCGUUAGAGUACGUGGGCGGAUACACUUCACCAGUGUCGUUGACUAUGUGGCAGGGGCGGAUAGCUUUUGGGGCGGGUUGGUCCGCGUUCCUCAAAGCAAACCGGCUCUCAUCCGACAUUGCUCUUAGUGGUUCUAGAAAAACCCUCUGUUUCGAGUUCGUUCCCAUGAAGAAUCUGAUGAAGGUUCAGCCACUCCACAAUUGAAUUCCAGUUGUAAUAGUUGUGAGUUUGAAUUGUAGUGAUAAGAUUAUGAGUAUGACUCUUUAAGUCUUUCAAACUAACGCUAGUAUUUCUUUUGUGGUGAUUGCAACGGUGUCAUGAACACGUCUUGAUGGCGAUUUCAUUUUGGUUGAUUUGAAUUUGGGUGUAGGAAUUUAUGCGUUGUGUUCAUUUCUUGGAA